Crotalus tigris (Tiger rattlesnake) is the source of this 3397-nucleotide messenger RNA. It is a transcript of the gene CIRBP, whose product is annotated as cold inducible RNA binding protein. Lineage: Eukaryota; Metazoa; Chordata; Lepidosauria; Squamata; Viperidae. The record is from RefSeq and is a predicted model, not a curated record. Gene Ontology annotation, molecular function: RNA binding. The transcript is spliced from 7 exons. Gene Ontology annotation, biological process: positive regulation of mRNA splicing, via spliceosome. Gene Ontology annotation, cellular component: spliceosomal complex. Bases 165 to 761 code for a protein of 198 amino acids.
GUUGAGGCCAUUUUACAAAGCAAGUUGAUCUGCAUAUUCAUGAAGUAGGCGGUCCUCAUAGAAGGUAUAUAAGGGGAAGCGCGCGCAAACCGCCCCGUAGUUCGCGUUGGGACUUCGAGGGCUGUACUUUGAGUUGUACCGUCGCUAAACUACACCGAAAAGAAAUGGCAUCCGAUGAGGGAAAAUUAUUUGUUGGUGGACUCAGUUUUGACACCAAUGAACAAUCACUCGAGCAAGUUUUUUCUAAAUACGGACAGAUAUCUGAAGUUGUUGUUGUAAAAGACAGAGAAACCCAGAGAUCCAGAGGGUUUGGCUUUGUAACUUUUGAGAACAUUGAUGAUGCAAAAGAUGCGAUGAUGGCCAUGAAUGGAAAGUCUGUUGAUGGCCGCCAGAUCAGAGUUGAUCAAGCAGGCAAGUCCUCUGAUAAUCGGUCUCGUGGAUAUAGAGGGGGAUCAGCUGGAGGCAGAGGCUUUUUCCGUGGAGGCCGAGGUAGAGGUCGUGGAUUCUCCAGAGGUACUGGAGACAGAGGUUAUGGGGGCAGCAGAUUUGAAUCUAGAAGUGGGGGAUACAGUGGAUCCAGAGACUAUUAUGGAAGCAGCAGAAGUCAAGGAAGUUAUGGAGACAGGCCUUCAGGAGGAUCCUAUAGAGACAGUUAUGACAGUUACGGUAAGUGUGAAAUCGUGAGGGAAGGCGGAUGUGCUGACAUGGGAAUGUAUGGAGCCACUCUUGAUCUUGCAGUGACCACCUUGGAAAUACUUUAAGGUUUGCUUGGAGCUUUUGCUGGCAGCCUAUCUCUGCCUGUGAGAGGCGCCACUCCUUUGGCAGGCCCUAAGCACUUGUGCCACGGAAAAGCAAAAAACUUCAUUAAUGCAUGUGUAGCUCUAGUUGGAUCCAAAGGCAAAGCAUCCAUACCUAGUUUUCUGAAGCUGAAAAGAACACCCAGAGUCCUCAAGGCCAGAAGGAAAAAGAAUACAAAAUGGGUGGGACAAGAGAUAGCAAGCUAGUGUUUGAAGUGCUUGGCAAACAAGUAGGGGAGGAAAAAUUGCUGGAACUUGUCUGUGCUUCAGUGCCUUUACAACUCUGCCUGCUUCUUGUCCUCAGCUACACACAACGAAUAAAAAACCUUCCUGGCUCAAGAUCGUCCUUCCAUUGGCUGUAUUUAUAAAGAUUUUUGGAGCUUCGCUGAAAUCGUUCUUGUGUAGUCAUCUCCUUUGUAUUCUUACUUUUGUAGUAAACUCGCAAUUCUGAUCUUGUCAAUAACACAGCCUUGACAGCUUCUAAUAUGUAAUGGUCUGUUCAGACUCAAAGAAAGCGCUGGGUUUUUCUCGAGUGUUUUAAUUUUUUUUUAAAACACUUAAGAUUUUAGUUCAUUUGUGAGCAAAGGCGUGUAUAUGUGUUUUAGGGGUUUUUUAUGUUUUGUUUUUUUUUAAAAAAAAAAAAAGACCGGAAGGUUUGGGGCCCCGUAUUUGUUUUUCUUUUGAGCAAGAAAGGACCUUAAUUGUUCAGUAGAAGCUGAGCAAGCUGUGAACUUUUUUUUUUGUUAAGUGCAUCGUUUUGUUAAAAAAUUUAAUCAACCUUUAGUGUAUCGAGGUACUGUAGCCUGGGUAUGAAUUUUAAAAGGCAGCCUACCUUGAUAUAUCUAAAGAAAUACUUUUGCUUGUAUGUUCAGCCUGCAUUAAGAGACUUUAACUUGUAUGCCAUAAAAUUUAACCCAGAGAGAGACUGCAGAUUUUACCACCCAAAGGGUUCAUGGAAAAAAUGUUUGUUUCUAUUGUCCUUUUUUUACUGAAAGAAAGUAUGCCUAAUUCAAUUGUUGUAACUUUGAAGUGGUGAAAAAGGAUUUCUUGUACAGUUUACUUUGGCUUCACGAAGCCUAUUAAAAGUCCAUCUGAAAAAAAAAAUUGCUUGAAAUCUUACAUCUUGCUGCACAACACGAGUCUGGAUGAACGUGAAACUGUACAAUUAGAUAGGAACGAAAGUAGUAAGUGAAAGGCUAUAACUGAGGGAGAGAACCAGGCCCCAGAUUUCUUAGAAACAAAAACGUAAACAAUGCUGUAAUUUAUCAGGCCUCAUGACAUCAAUCAAGCAGUUUGAGAAUGAUUGAAAACAAAGGUGUACUGGAAGGACAUCACAAAUAAUUUUGCUCCUAAAGCAAUCACUUAGCUUUGGCUGGAAUUGCUCCAAACUUUGAAGGAAAUUAAUUUCACUCAUUGUUAUUUAAUAUGCUGUUAGCAAAGUGUUAGGUUAAAUAAGACCGAUAGCUCCAUACUAACUAAAACAAACUAGCCUAUUAACUGAGAACCAGCCAAACAUUUAGCUAGCCCAUAAUGGAGUCUCUUGUUAACUGGGUCAGCUGCCACUAGUCCAACAGUGUUCCAAGGCCAAUAAUUGUGACCUAAUUUAGCUAGCUUUGUCGUUGCCUUUUAAGUUCUAAGAAUUUUCUGCUAGCAUAUGGAAAACUGCAGUGCCUUGGCGAAAAAGAAGUGUUGUGCCUCCAACAGAGAGAACCUCUGAGACGAAAGCUGCUCUCUUGGCUAGUUCAUAUGUGGGGAUAGUCCUGUAAUUCGAGGUAACUCUUUUCCUCAUGUCCGCAUCCUUCCUCCUGUUGAGAGCUCAUAUAUAUAUAUAUAUAUAUAAUUUAUUUUUUGGAAAGUCUUAACCUAUGUGAACUGAAUUUUUUUCUGCCAACCUUGUUCAGGCUAAAGCAUUUUUUUAAAUUUUUAAAAAUUCUUCCUUACCAAUGAGUCUUUGACUUUUAUGGCAUAACUUUGUUGUGUGGGCAGAAGUGCAGCCAUCUCUUUUGCCAGUAGGAUUAGAUGAAAGAUGGGGAGCUGAUUUCUGCUCAUCUCCGAAGAUAUCUUAAGACUUAAGUCACGUAACCAUAAUGAUGUUUUGCCAUCUUGUUUGCAUUUUAACUUUUUCCCCAUAGCCCACACUGUUCCUAAGCAGCAGCCAUUAUCCACCGUGACUAACUGCUUUUUGAGGGAUCAGGUGCCAUUGGCCGGUCCGAGGGAAGCGUCUUGGAACAGUUGGCCCAAGCUGGGCUCUUGAGUUACCUUUGUGGAAACCUUUUGUAGGAAACACUGCUUGUCUUGUUGAAGGGUGGGCAGGGUAGAAAUUUUGUAGCAUUUGCUCUGGAUAACAAUAUUUUGUAACACAAGUUUGUCUUGACAGGUUGAUGGAAGAGAUGGACACUUGAGUCGGAAAUGGAUGUUUCAACGCUGAGGACCAAAGUCUUAACUGAAACCAUCAGCUUUGCACACACAGCUGCAUGUUUCUUGGAAGAGGAUUGACAAGGAUCAUGGCAAUUCUGAAGGAAAACAGGAUUGUGAAUUAGAAUGCUCUGAAUGACCCGAGAACAUGUACAAAACUUAAUAAAACAAUAGGGCUAAAGACA